AUGGCUGUAGACUGGGAGCCCUUUACCGGGUACUACGCAGGAUCAAGUGCUAUCGUUGCCAACGACAUUGAAAUGUUUUACGGCCUGCAUAUUCUCAGCCUGGUGUGCAUCACUGCCAGUUUCAUGGGAUCAUCGUUCGUCAUCAUCACGAGUGUUCGUGCACGGCGGUACAAGACGUUGAACGAUAGACUUCCCAUUUACAUCUCUACCGCGGACCUGGCAUUUGCAUCUGUACAUUUCGUCGACCACCUAACUGUUAUGGUGAACAAAAAGUACCCUUCGGCUGGAACAUGUCGUCUCUUGGGGGUAAUAUUGCUUAUAGGGUGGGGUUAUCAAAUAACAAUCAAUGGCGCAUUGGCUGCCCAAUGCUGGCUCAAAAUUGUUAGACGGUGGAAGCUUCCCCUGGGAGUGUAUGAAUGGAAGUUGCAUGCUCUGGUCAUGAGUAUAGUCAUGUCCAUAGUCGUCGUUGGCCUAGGGAUCGAUGCCUUCGGUCCGGCUUCAUACAUCAUUUGCUUUAAGAUUGAGGGUCGCCCCGGAAGGAUCAUGUGGUUGUUGACAGUGGCUUUCCUUAUCGUCACCACCGUCGCGAUCGUGUUUUCAAGUGUUUCCAUCCGUCGCCAAAUACGGGCCGUUAUCGGAGACGUUACGAAAUAUACUUUCGCAGACCUUCAAGACAACCGUACACACCAAGCUGAUGUUCGUAUGCUCAACUUUGCUAUCAUUGGAUGCGUCCAGUACAUUCCUACCUCCGCGCUAAUAUUUGCGGUGCUAUUCUGGGAUGAUGGCCGCUUGAUAAAUAAGACACUCUACUAUAUAGCCCUUACAACCGUCAACUCUGGAGGCACAAUGAAUUGCCUGGUGUAUCUCCACAACCAACGUAUGGUUCGCUUCUAUAAUGAGCAGUUUGCCGCCCGCAUGGGAUCCCGCUGCUCCAGUCAAGCGCCACCGGAGCGGACUCUGCAAAGAGUGGUCACAGCGCGUCGGUAUACAGAGAGCGAGGGAAGCGAUGAUGCAGCUCACUUGUAG
Spizellomyces punctatus DAOM BR117 is the source of this 1026-nucleotide messenger RNA. RefSeq lists its product as uncharacterized. Gene Ontology annotation, biological process: adenylate cyclase-activating G protein-coupled receptor signaling pathway. NCBI's taxonomy places the organism in Eukaryota, Fungi, Chytridiomycota, Chytridiomycetes, Spizellomycetales, Spizellomycetaceae. Bases 1 to 1026 code for a protein of 341 amino acids. Gene Ontology annotation, cellular component: plasma membrane. The record is from RefSeq and is a predicted model, not a curated record. The transcript has 4 exons. Gene Ontology annotation, molecular function: G protein-coupled receptor activity.